Molecule: messenger RNA, 1053 nt
Organism: Pneumocystis murina B123
Lineage: Eukaryota; Fungi; Ascomycota; Pneumocystomycetes; Pneumocystales; Pneumocystaceae
Exons: 7
Coding region: 1-996 (331 amino acids)
Biological process (GO): heme biosynthetic process
Cellular component (GO): cytosol
Molecular function (GO): zinc ion binding; porphobilinogen synthase activity
Source: RefSeq, a predicted model, not a curated record
AUGACUAAGUCCACCUUAUCUCCACUUAUUUGCCAUAGUAGUUACUCUCAUAAGUUAUCAAGAAAAUGGCAAUCCUCAAAAAUCCUGACAAAAAACUGUUUAAUUUACCCUCUUUUUGUUACAGACAAUCCAGACGAUGAAACAGAAAUUGUCUCAUUACCAGGACAGAAAAGAUGGGGUAUUAAUAAGCUUGAGAAUUUUAUAGCACCACUUGUAGCGAAAGGAUUAGCAGCAGUGAUUCUUUUUGGGGUUUUAAAUAAUUCAAAAGAUAUAUAUGGUACAAAGGCAGAUGAUCCGGAAGGACCUGUGAUUUCAGCUAUACGUCUUUUAAAAAGUCGAUUUCCAGAGCUUUUUGUUAUUUGUGAUGUAUGUUUAUGUGAAUAUACAUCACACGGUCAUUGCGGAUGGCUUUAUGAGGAUGGAACAAUUAAUAAUGAAGCAAGUGUUCGACGUUUAUCAAAAAUAGCUGUUGAAUAUGGAAAAGCAGGGGCAGAUGCAGUUGCGCCUAGCGAUAUGAUGGAUGGAAGAGUAUUAGCCAUAAAAAAAGGUCUUGUAGAGGCGGGUAUAUCACAUAAAAUUAUGGUUAUGAGUUAUUCAGCUAAAUUUGCAUCAUGUUUAUACGGCCCAUUUCGGUCAGCAGCAAAUUCAACACCUUCUUUUGGGGACAGAAAAUCUUAUCAGCUUCCUCCUCCAUCAAAAAAACUUGCACAGCGUGCCAUUAAACGAGAUAUUUCUGAAGGAGCGGACUGCAUCAUCAUUAAGCCAGCUACAUUAUAUCUUGAUAUCAUUGCAAAUACUUCUAAAAUUGCACCUGAUUUAUUAAUUGCUACAUAUCAUGUUUCUGGAGAAUAUGCAGCCAUUCAUGCCGCUGCUAAAGCAGGUGUCUAUGAUUUAGAGACAAUUGUUAUAGAAACUUUAAUAUCUUGUUUACGAGCAGGAGCAGAAAUUAUUAUUACUUAUUUUACACCUGAUUGUUUAAAUUGGCUAGAAAUAUGAACAGAAACAUUCCUCCGGUUUUAUAUAUUUCAUCAUAUAAAAAAGUCUAUUUAAACA